Molecule: messenger RNA, 3900 nt
Organism: Aspergillus versicolor CBS 583.65
Lineage: Eukaryota; Fungi; Ascomycota; Eurotiomycetes; Eurotiales; Aspergillaceae
Exons: 3
Coding region: 1-3900 (1299 amino acids)
Biological process (GO): carbohydrate metabolic process
Molecular function (GO): chitin binding
Source: RefSeq, a predicted model, not a curated record
AUGGUGCGCCUCACACCAAUUAUCCUGGUUGCUGUUUCUAGUGUCGUCGCCGGUCACUAUCACGCCGGUCCACUCGUCGAUGGCUGUCCCCAGCCAUGCCGCAGUGUCGGCCCCAAUCCCAGUAACUGGACGCACCUCCAUGGCACAGGUGACCUGACACUCUGCGAGAAGCCUCUCCUGUUUGAUUUAAAUAUCAAAAACGACCUAGCGCUGUCUCCGACUAUCCGGAGUUGCGCUGUCGAGGGCGCGGACAUGGACUUUAGUGAAAUAUCCAGACUCCGCAGUAAGGAUAGUAAUGACAGCAAUACGUCAUUGCGCUGGGAGGACGUUGACCAGGAAGGUCCGGAUGCCGUGGAAGAAGCAAUUCGAUCUGACCCAACAUGUGGUGCGACUGGGACCCAGAUAAAGGUAGGGCUACGGACUGGUCCUCGCAGCGUCCUGGAUGCGGGCGAGGAAGCCGCCGCCGCUGCAAAGUUACUUGCAAAGUACAUCGCCAACUCCGCGUCGUGUGGAAGGAAUAUUCUGUUCGCGAAGUCCGGGUCCGCUAUUGUGGCGGCUUUCACUGGGUCCGAGGUCCAGAAGGCCAGUUUCGACGAUCUGGGCGAGGUUUUCGGGAAAGAAUUGCAAUCCGGGACACAGGUCAUCGAGGUCUGUCACCCUGCAGAUACCUCUGACCAGACCGUCGGCCUGUUUGCGAUUAACUCGCUAGACGAGCUGCCCGACGCCCAGAGUGCGCUGGUCGAGUGGGCCGAGGGCAGCUGUAAAAUCGAUGAGACGGAAGAAGGCACCGCUCAAAGAGUCAGCUUGAAAGUCCUUGUCGCAGACGAAGCGCCAACUACAGCAGAGAAGCGUGACGAGGAUAUGUCCCCCGUCCGCGGGCUCCUCGCAACCCGGGCAGAGUGCAAGACGACAGAGGUGAAAAAGGGCGACAGCUGUGCGUCCCUCGCAAAGCGGUGCAAGAUAUCAGGCGCAACCUUUACCAAGUAUAACCCAGAUAAAGGCCUUUGUGGCAAUCUUGCCCCCAAGCAACUCGUCUGUUGCUCUAAGGGAAGCCUUCCAGACCUGAAGCCUAAGCCACAGAAGGACGGAACAUGCGCAACUUACAAGGUCUCGACCAACGAUGGCUGCGAGAGCAUCGGCGCCAGAUAUGGCCUAAAGGAGAAUGAUAUCAAAAGUCUCAACAAGGCAACCUGGGGCUUCGCGGGUUGCGGAAAGAACAGCCUACAGCCAGGGCAAAUCAUCUGUCUGAGUAAAGGCAACACUCCAAUGCCGAGCCCUCUCAAGGACGCAACCCGCGGGCCCCGGAACCCGGGAACGAAGAAGCCUAAUGGGAAGUUUGACGGCUUUGACCUGGUCAAACUCAAUCCCUGUCCACUGAAAGCGUGCUGCUCCGGGUGGGGGUUCUGUGGUACGACUAGUGAGUUCUGCACCAAAGACGCGGCCGACACGGGUGCUCCUGGGGCGAUCAAGCCUGGGAAGAACGGCUGCAUUUCCAACUGCGGGAUGGAGAUCGUGGGAAAUGACGAGAAACCCGAGGCGGCUCUCCGUGUGGCUUACUUUGAGGCCUUCAAUAUCGAACGGGACUGCCUGCGCAUGGAUGCUACGGAAAUCCCUGUGGCAAAGAAGAUUUUCGACGGAAAUCCGUGGGUAGGGCUGGACCCAAUUUACGUGGCCCCUGACCACAAUAUAGUUCAUUUUGCGUUUGCAGGGAUUACGAAGGACUUUGAGGUCACCUUUGACAAGGGAAUUAAGGAGCAAUUCGACAAGUUCAUGGAUAUGGAGGCUCCGUGGCUCAAGGUGCUUUCGUUUGGUGGCUGGGCUGAAUCUACUGAUCCAGAGACUUUUCAGCUGUACAAAGAUGCAGUGAAAAAGGCCAACCGUGAGAAGUUCUCGGAUAAUGUUGUCAAGUUCGCCAAGGACAAGGGCCUAUACGGGUUGGACUUUGACUGGGAGUAUCCAGGGGCCCCCGAUAUCCCCGGGGUGCCGGACGGAGGCGACGACGAACCAGAGGCCUAUCUCGAGUUUCUUAAGCUUGUCAGAAAAAAGCUCGGAACAGAUCAUCACUCGGUCUCUGUUGCGCUUCCUGCCUCAUACUGGUACCUGAAGCCCUUCCCCGUGGACAAGAUGGCGAAAUAUGUCGAUUACUUUGUGUAUAUGACUUACGACCUUCACGGUCAGUGGGAUUAUGGUAAUGAAUAUGCCAGUCCCGGCUGCAAGAAGGGAAACUGCCUGCGUUCGCAUGUCAACAAAACAGAAACCGAGAACUCACUAGCAAUGAUUACAAAGGCAGGCGUACCGGCGUCUAAGAUUGUCGUCGGCGUCACUAGCUACGCGCGGAGCUUUGGGAUGAAAGAUUCGAAAUGUACUGGUCCGACGUGCACAUUUACCGGUAGCUUCAACGAAUCUACUGCCGAGGCAGGCCACUGCACCAACACUCGCGGCUAUAUCUCCAACGUAGAGCUGAAGGAGAUAUCAGAUAUGCACGAUGAAGGUUAUGACGGAGUCGAGGUCAAGAAAUGGUACGACAAGGAUUCGGACUCGGAUAUCAUGGUAUACGGGACCCAGGGCAAGCUCACCACCUGGGCUGGCUGGAUGAGCGAUGAAACCAAGAAACGGCGGGUUGACUGGAUCACGGAUUUGAAUUUUGGAGGCACUGUGGACUGGGCACUCGAUCUUGGAACUUUUUACAAAGGGCCAAAGCCCGAGGAGGGAGACCCGGAGGCUGCACUCUGGGAUAUUCCCGAUAACAGUUGCGAUCCCAACCAAUGGCCUGUUAACCUGGACGAGUUCGAAAUAGCCCCCGAGCUGGUGCCUGGGCCUUGCCGUGCAAUGGUGUUGCUCAAUUUCCUUAUCGACGAGCUGGCUGUCGCGACAGAAGCAUACGAGGAGGCAUCGAAGGGCUUCGACGACAAAUUCAAAUACUACGCCGAGUGGGUUAAGGACAAUAUCAACCCUUCCCUGGAUACAUUCAUGAAAGGCAACGGUACGGAGUUUAUGGACUGUAAAUGGUCCUCCCAAAGCGGGACGGUUGAUAAACACGGUGAUGGGCCCUGUACUGAGAUGGACUUGGAUGGCGGUAAUGGAUCGGCCAGCCAAUACCCCGACAAUUCGGUCACGUACACGGUGCGGGAUGAGGAGGGUUUCUACAAGAAGCUGGAGGCAGACACCGGCAUCCUGAAGGAUUGGAUCUACUGGAAGGAUAAACACGAUGUCCGAUAUCCUGGGUGUCCCUGUCCGCAGCCGCCCAACUGUGAGGUUUGCGGAGGUGACUUCUACCACAACUACCCGCGCGCCAAAGACUACGACGAUAUUGACGUAGUAAACCCCAAGGAACUCAUUGAUGAGGCCGUCCCCAGCACUGAGGAACUGGAAUGGGCGAUCAUAGAGACCUACAUAGAAAUGACCAUGGGGGGACUGGACGCCGACGAGGAUGAUGUCGUGACAGCCUUCAGCAUGCCCGUUUUCAUGCUCCAGGACGCGGCCAAGCAGAUUGAGGAGAUCAAGAAGAUUGGGGCAGAGGUUGGAGAUGCUAAAAAGAAGGAACUUAUCCUGAACAUCGUUAGUAUUGUCCUUGUUGUCAUCCCGUUUGUCGGCGAGGCCACGGCGGCCCUGGGUGGAGCAGCGGCGAUUGCCCGCGCAGCAUUGGUGAUCGGGGAGACGGGCAACAUUGCAAUGUCAGUCUAUGAAAUUGUCGAUAACCCCGAGUCUGCGCCGUUUGCGAUCCUGGGCAUCAUAGGAAGUGCAUCGGUCAUUCGCACCACGGGUGUCCGUAAGGCGUUUUCCCAGGCUGCAGGGGCACGGAGGGCACUCAGCGCGGACAAGAUGAAAGCUUUUGGGCCAGCUUUUGUAAAGAAGGACGCUCAGGUUCAAAGGAUUCUGAAGGGUUGCACGGUGCGGUGA